Messenger RNA from Paramecium pentaurelia, 872 nucleotides. Lineage: Eukaryota; Ciliophora; Oligohymenophorea; Peniculida; Parameciidae. The record is from the annotation of a GenBank genome assembly.
AUGAAUGUAAAUAACAACAUUUCUAUAGAUGAACUUCCUCAAAAUCUAGAAGAUCUUAAAACUAAUUCAGAAUGGAUAUUAGGUAUUUUUGAAGCAGGUCGUGGACCUCUGAUUGGACCUAUCAUAAUUGCAGGAUGUUUUUGGCCAAUCAAUAAUCAUAAUUAUAUUGUUAAACAAUGUUCUUUAUCACUCAAUAAACAAUUCUACUAAAAUUAAACUGAAAGUUCAGAAAUUAUUUCUAAACUUAAAGGCUAAGCAUUGUAAUUUGAAACUAUAGAAAUUAGCGCCCAAAAAUUAUCAACCAAAAUCUUAGCAUAUACUCCUUCUGAUUUAAAUGAAAUUAGCUUAAAUUACACAAUAUAACUAAUUAAAAAUAUACUAUCAAAAGGAUAUAAAAUUAUUGGUAGCAAUUCGAUUUUUAAUAGAUAGAAUGUUAUAUUAAUCCAAUUGGUUUCAAAGAAAAUUUGAAUGAACUUUUAAAAAAGGGUCUUGGUUUUGAAAAUAAUGACUUAAAAUUUAUUGUAGGAAUACAUUAAACAAUAAUUGCAGCAUAAAUAGUAGCUAUGUAAGAAAGAAAUGCUAGAUUGUUAUAAAUAUAAUAAGAUAUUUAUCCAUCUGGAUAAAUGGGAUCUGGUUAUCCAUCAGAUAAUCAAACAAGAGAAUUUCUAUCUAAAGUCAGCAUUCCUUUUUUUAUUUAUCCAGAAGAGAUUAGAUUUGCUUGGUAAACAAUAAGUGCUAGUUUUAAAUAAAAAGCAAUCAGUAUUGAAUAUAUGUCUGAAGAAAAUUGGACAAAGUAAACAAAAGAACAAUUUAUAGAAAACCCUUCUUCUCUAGAAUAUGGAGGAUUACACUUUGAAAAUUAUUAUUUAUGA